Molecule: messenger RNA, 438 nt
Organism: Lactuca saligna
Lineage: Eukaryota; Viridiplantae; Streptophyta; Magnoliopsida; Asterales; Asteraceae
Source: the annotation of a GenBank genome assembly
AUGACGCGUAAGAUCUGGAAGAUUGGAAGCAUCUUCAUUUGUAGCCCUCUUUACCCUUGCAAAAACGUAUUGCAAUUGAAAUUGAAUCAGAACGUGUCAAAGGAAACGGUGUGUUGGAAAGAGCUGGGAACACGCGAUCGAUUGAAUCCAGGAAGAAAGGAAUCAAAGAAUUUCUCAGUCGUUGUUUAUAAUGGAGCACAUGGACAUCAUCGUCGGUACGGUUCGGUUUCCUGCUGCCUUCAUCAUGUUUCCCUUCUUCUCCUCUUAAUAUGUCCUUCUCGAUUUCAUUUCAGCUCUGUGGCUCUCCCCGGUGGACACAACCCUAAAAUGGCUCCCACCGUAAGGACUGCCAUGGAUGUCCGUCGUCUGGAAAGCAAUAGAAUUUUCUUAUGUGGUGAAGUGAAUCGACGAUGGUUAUCGUCUUCCAUAUCUCAAUGA